UGAAAUCAAACGCGAUAAGUUAGACAUUCAGAGCACACACUUUGGUCGCGUAAUAGAAUAUGGAUAACAUGCUCUGGUAGUCAUCGUACUACUUUCCGAGAACCUUGAAGGCAGCAUCAAGCCAGGGGUGGGUAGACGCUAACUGUGCAGUAUGGCGGACGAUGGAGACAGUUGGAGCGCUCCACUCGACACCAGCGGCGGCCAGGAGUCAGCCGACGAGUCUGGUGGGCUCGGCCUGGGCGGAAUGUUGCUGAAUAUUGCUAUCUUGGUCGUAGUGCUGGCGGUCUGCGUGGCGGUGUACCGUCGCUGGGCUAGGCGGCUUGGCUCGGACGCGGCCCAGGGCGACGAGGCCUCGGCGCUUCCCAAGAUGAGGAGACGGGACUUCACGUUGGAGCAGCUGCGGGAGUACGACGGGCUCCAGAACCCUCGCAUCCUUAUGGCGGUCAACAUGAAGGUUUUCGACGUGACAAGCGGCAAAAAGUUUUACGGGAAAGAGGGUCCCUACGGGAUAUUCGCAGGCCGGGACGCUUCCAGAGGUUUAGCCACCUUCUGUCUGGAGAAAGAUGCCCUGAGGGACGAGUACGAUGAUUUGUCCGACCUCAAUGCCGUGCAGAUGGAGAGCGUGCGGGAGUGGGAGAUGCAAUUCAUGGAGAAAUAUGACUACGUGGGCCGCUUGUUGAAGCCCGGCGACGAGCCAUCAGAGUACACAGACGAAGAGGACAUCAAAGACAUCAAGGACCACCUGAAACACGACUAACUGCUUCCACUACGCCCACCAAAGCCAGGAGCCCCCGACAGCUGCGACGGGCCACCCGAGAAUCUUGACACGCCCCCCCCCCCCCCCCCCCCCUCUUCUUCACCGGCACAUGGACCCCUCUUCCUCCUCUACUUCCUCCCUGUCCUAAAUCUGUGGCGGCUUCUGUGGACCGGCGGUCCUCGUCCCGCUUCGACCAGGCUCAGUUGCCUGCUCAUCCAACAAAGAUUCCCAAAAGUGGAUGGAAACUCCCAGCGUUUAAGGAGGGAGUGGGGCGGGCGGUGCCAUUAGAUGUACUUGAAGUGAAGCAACAAAAUAUUUGUUUGCAAAAUGGGUCGGCAAAGGUCGCAGCUGAGAUGGACAUCAGGACACUUUGUUUUUCUCUCUCACGCAUCCACACUGACACUGCUUCAUCUUGUGACAGCUUGUCAAUCAAUCAAUCAGUCUGUCGAUCAAUCAUCCGUCUCUACUUGUUUGACACCCCCCUCCCCCUUUAGACAGGCAGAGGCAUGUCAGUACCAAAGGUGUGAGGCAGGGCGGUGCUCUCUCCUCUUGUUGUCUUUGCACUACUAGUUGUCACCAUGUGAUUGUAUGUGCAGUAGUGUAGGCUGGGUGCCGGGGGAGUGUGUGUGUGUGUGUGUGUGUGUGUGUGUGGUGGGGGGGGGGUUCCAAAGGGAAGGUGAUUGGCGUUCCUAAUCAAUUGACUCCAUUGUUUACAUUGUCUGUAGACCCCGCCUCCCCCUCCCCUUCCAAAAUAACUACGGUCCAAGUAUUAAUCGUGCCUUAUUUGCUUUGUUGCGUCAGUCCUGAGCGGAGGAAGCACGGCAUUGUCAUCGGUGGCGCCCCCCGCCCCCCUCAAAACAGAAAUUGGAAAUGGGGGAAAAAAAAUAGGCACACACACGUUGAAUUGUCACAUGGCGCGACUUGUCCCACCUUGUAAAUAAAGACACUUGCUCAGUGUUCCUGCCAUAUUGAUGUAGUCCAUCAUGUAAUGCUGGGUUUUCUUUUUCGCUGUGUUUUUUUUUUUUGGCCAAACACCCACCCUCCACAUACACCACAGACCCCUCCCUCAAUGUUUUGUGUUCUUCCAUUGUCAACUUGCUUUGGAGCGUUGCUGUUCUUGUAAAUAAAUAUCAUUUUAUUCAAGCAUGUGCAGCACAAUGAGCUACGAUUCCCCAUCGCCACCUUGUCAUCUAUUUAAACGUUGGUUGUGUGUGCGUGCGCGCGCCUGGUAGGAAGGGAUUUGUUCAUGCAUAAUAAAUCGAUUUGGUUAAUAA
Doryrhamphus excisus (bluestripe pipefish) is the source of this 2031-nucleotide messenger RNA. RefSeq names its product progesterone receptor membrane component 2 (gene pgrmc2). The record is from RefSeq and is a predicted model, not a curated record. NCBI's taxonomy places the organism in Eukaryota, Metazoa, Chordata, Actinopteri, Syngnathiformes, Syngnathidae. Gene Ontology annotation, cellular component: endoplasmic reticulum; membrane; endomembrane system.